Molecule: messenger RNA, 793 nt
Organism: Loa loa (African eye worm)
Lineage: Eukaryota; Metazoa; Nematoda; Chromadorea; Rhabditida; Onchocercidae
Exons: 4
Coding region: 270-707 (145 amino acids)
Molecular function (GO): protein binding
Source: RefSeq, a predicted model, not a curated record
AUUUAUAUAUUUGUUGGGUAUUCACUAUAAACUGAUUAUAGGAAGAAUGCAAAGAAUGAAAUCAAAUGCAGAAAGACAUAUUGGUUGCCGUAAAAGGAGCGAAUGAUUUCAAAAUGGAAGCAUAGAAGGAGAUGUUAAAAUUAUCGGAAAGGAUCGCAAAACUACAAAGACAACAACAAAGUGCCGCAUUUAUUGCUCCUCAAGGAACGUCUGUGGCCAUGUGUGGAAAAAAUUUUUCGAGCUGGGAAGAUAAAGCUUAACAAAGAUUGAUGCUUGGUUAUGAGCGUGGUUCACGUCGUAAUACUCUUCUUCGAUGGUGUCAGAAAGCGGUUGCUAAAUUUUUACGUGUCGAAAUCACCAAUUUUAGCAAGAGUUGGGCAGAUGGCAGAGCUCUAUGCUGCUUAUUGGCUUCUUUUUAUCCUAAUAAGCUCAACAUCGGUGAAAUCUGUUCUCUGGAAGCAGAAGAAUGCUUGAAGCUGGCUCUCAGUGUUGGAACUGAUAUAGGUGUAGAAGUGGAGGUAAAAGUGACUGACUUUAAGAAGGAAGAUCGCCCAGAAUGUUCUCUCGUUAUGAGGCAAAAUAUUUGCUAUUCAGUAGUGCUCUCAAAUCGAGGAAGUAUUCGAACCGGAGCAAGCGACAUACUGUUUGAAAAUGUUGAUUUUAUUCUUUCAAGAGACAAACUGAUCAGAGUUAGUCGAUGUAAUUAAUCUUGUUAUUUUCAUUGUGCGAGUUGUAAAUAUGGCGAUAUUUCAUCGUUUCUGGUUUAUUGAUAAUUUAUAAUAUUGAUAUAAAA